Molecule: messenger RNA, 2336 nt
Organism: Exophiala oligosperma
Lineage: Eukaryota; Fungi; Ascomycota; Eurotiomycetes; Chaetothyriales; Herpotrichiellaceae
Exons: 4
Coding region: 537-1784 (415 amino acids)
Source: RefSeq, a predicted model, not a curated record
CUAGGCACGGAAUCAAGAACAUCAUCGAUAAAACUACGUGUCGGAAGCGCCCACGAAUACGUCAACUUCACAACUGGGCGUGUGGCUCACUAUUUCGCCAUCCUCGCAUGGUGGCACCUAAUAAAAAUCCGAUAAAUCGCAGCCUCACCAGUCCUACCAUUUAUUACCAGGCAUCACCCUUCUAGCUAGUCGUUUUGAGCUUGUCAACGGUGAAUUCAUUAUUCUCACUCCACCCUCAGCAAACAGCAUCAAACAACCACUUCAUAAUCCGUACUGACCGUCGCCUCCUAUCAAUUGCCCAUCAACCGAUCGUCCUCGCUCAAGCCAUCCCUAUCUCUCGCUACUACUGCGGGCACUAAGCAUCGCGGGCACUAUCAUUCCCCCGGAUCGAGAUUGAACUCUAGGCUCCGCUGGUGAAUGACGCAGCCUUACCAACUACGAAAACACACUCCAGAUUCCUAAAUUCAGCUUCUACCACUACCGCUGACAGUAUCAACCUUGCUACCGCCACCACCCUUCCUAUCUGGCACUCUACAAUGGCAGAUUCUGGACGAGUGAUGGGAGAGCGGGUCUUCUGCUACCAAUGCGAUAACGAAUGGGAACGUGAACAUGGCGGACUGAUCUGCCCCAGAUGUGAGAGCGAAUUCACCGAGAUUCUCACCCCAGAAACAGAGCCGGAUUUUGGCCCAGAUCGUAUACCAUCCCCUCCCUCUUUGCCUAAUCUUCGACCUUUGCUUGAUCAUAACCCAUGGGCCGAGAAUUUCGACCCGGAUCCUCACAACAAUUUUACCACGUUUGAAUUCACGAGUGGCAAUGGUGGAGGGAGAGUGUCUUUUAGCACAAGGACGUUCAUGACGGGUGGCUCGUUGGGAAUGAAUAAUCAAGCCGUACCCCCAAUGUUUGGCAAUCUACAUCCUCAGGGAGGCCUCCAUAUGGCAGGCGAACCCCGGAAUCCUCACGCAAACAACCCAACGGGAAAUCUACAAGAUAUGCUUGCAAUGCUUUUACAGACAAUGACCGCAGCGUCGGACCGCAUUGCGAUGGAAGCAACAGCGAACCAACGCGGUAAUCCACAGGCACAUAACCCCCCGAUGGGCCCCUUUGACUUUCUAGAACACUUAAUUUCGCCCGGCCAACAUGGUGAUAUUGUGUUCGGCGAGCAAGCUUUUGACCGUGUUAUGGAGCAGCUCAUGGAGCAGGAUCUUGGGAACGGUGCGCCACCACCGGCAUCAGAAGAAGCGAUCCGAUCGUUGGGAAAAAAGAAAGUCGACUCAGAGAUGUUAGGAGCAGAAGGCCGAGCCGAGUGUUCAAUAUGCAUGGACAAUGUGGAGCUAGGGGAUGAAGUGACAACGCUACCCUGCAACCACUGGUUCCAUGGUGACUGUGUUACAGCGUGGUUGAAAGAGCACGACACUUGCCCUCACUGUCGAAAACCUAUAUCAAGUCCUGAUCAAGGACCGCAAGCGAGCUCUUCCCGGCGGCGGCGAACGAGCCGAGCAAGAUCAUCAAUAUCAAGCCCAACUGGCUUCGGUCCCGAAGCUAGCAGAUACAAUUCCGUCACGAUGCCCGAAGGUCGGAGCGAGGCCAGACCACCCCGGCACACCUACCAUGGAAGGAGAUCAGAAACAAACCUGGAGCGACAUGCGAGCCAUCGAUCCACUUCUCGACGACACAGCACGAGAAAUGACGGUGAAAGUGGUGCAGACGGUGCAAGUAGUAGAAACCAUCAUGCUGGAGGAGGGGGCGUAACGGGUUGGAUCAGAGAUCAUUUGCCUUUUCCGUAGGGAGAAAAUACGCAGAGAUGAACGCUACCACGUAUGAUAUGAAACACCCACCAAGACAGGAAAGCUUCACGCAAAGUGAAGCAUCUACAAAGGCAACAUUUGCUCGAGGGAGGACAAUGUUAUUCCCUGGCAUGCUCAUAUGAAUCAAGAUCCGCGAAUCGGAGACUAACGGAUGAAACUGGGUGUGGUGCCACUACUCUUCUAUUUGGGCAAGGCCGAAGAAGAUAGAAAGGAUCUUCUCAGCAGUCCACGGACUCGCCAUGUCGAGAUGAAUGGUGUAAUGGUUGAUAUGAAUGAGGCUACGGGACGCAACAGACAACAAGCGGAGCAGGAAAACAGGGGCUGUAGUUCUUCCUGUUGUCGUCUCUAGAUACACUAUCCAGGGUGUAGGUGAUUUGGUGAGAGUAUCUUCUUGGGAUGAAUUAUGACGAGACAGACGCCAGAGAAAUAGUCACAACUAUCUACUCUGGUAGCUACUUGGGUAUGUGUACCAACAUUGGGCUCUAAACUUUUGUAUUGUUUGUGCCCGCAAUCGCAAUCGCAUUCGUAUUC